Malania oleifera is the source of this 6250-nucleotide messenger RNA. Its product is annotated as protein SUPPRESSOR OF GENE SILENCING 3-like. Gene Ontology annotation, biological process: defense response to virus; regulatory ncRNA-mediated gene silencing. Lineage: Eukaryota; Viridiplantae; Streptophyta; Magnoliopsida; Santalales; Ximeniaceae. The transcript is spliced from 6 exons. The record is from RefSeq and is a predicted model, not a curated record. The coding region runs from base 4137 to 6077 and encodes 646 amino acids.
AAAAAAAUUUUCGCGAAUGAAGAACAUGGUGAACAGUGCCAGAAUUGGGUGAUAGACUCGGAUUCAGAAUCAAGUGGGGUUGGAGCGCGGGUCGAGGCGUGGAUCCUCCUCGUGGAGCACUGACGUCAUGCUGACGCAGGUGCCGUUGCUGACGUCAUCCUGAUAGGUGCUGAUGUCCGAGGAGAGAAAGGUAAAAAAAGAAUAUAUAUAUAUAUAUAUAUAUAUUUUUAAUGGCGAGUACUUUAACGGCCAAGUUCGAGGUGGAGUCCUUUAAUGGGAAAAAUAAUUUCAGUCUGUGGCAGAGUAUUGUGAAGGAUGUGUUGGUCCAAUAAGGACUGAUUAAGGCACUGUAUGGGAAAGAUAAGAAGCCAGAGAUCAUGUCAGAUGAUCAGUGGGAGGAGCUGGAAAUGAAAGCGGUAAGUACCAUUCGCUUAAGUUUAGCACCUCCAAAAAUUAAAUACAAUGUGUUGAAUGAAACAUCACCAAUUGAGCUUUGGAAAAAAUUGGAGAAUAUUUAUAUGUCCAAGUCCCUAGUUAAUAGAUUGUAUUUGAAGAAACAGUUGUAUCAGUUGAGGAUGACUGAGGGCACAGAAGUCAGAGACCACCUCAAUUAUUUCAAUAAAAUAAUCACGCAGUUGUUGAGUAUUGAGGUAAAAAUUAAGGAGGAUGAUAAAGCACUAAUUCUGUUGUAUUUGCUUCCCAGUUCACUUGUUACUUUAAAAACCACACUACUGCUAGUUAAGGAGACACUUACAGUUGAUGAGGUGACUACUGCCAUUCUGGAGAGUGAGAAUUUUCACAAACCAGAUCAUUCAGGACAUGGAGAAGGGUUGGUGGCUAAGGGUGAGUCUAGCCAACAGCGGGGCGGGAGUUUUAGGAGGGGUAAUUGGAAUCGAGGGAAAUCUCGAUCCAAGUCCAACGGUAAGGGUGGGAAUUGGAGGAGUGGUUGUUUUUAUUGUGGGAAAGAAGGACAAAUGAAGAAGGGCUGUCUAAGGAGGAAAAGAGAUUUAGAGGAAAAGAAUAGAAAGAAGACUGAGCAGGUUAUUGUAGUGGAGAGCAGUUAAUUAGUUUUUGAUGGGGAUCUUUUGGCUGUUACUACAGGUUCCAGUUAUUUAGCCGAUACCUGGACUUUGGAUUCAGCGUGCUCAUAUCAUAUGUGUCCAUACAGGGACUGGUUUGACUCCUAUGAACCAAUCUAUGGAGGGACGGUGUUAAUGGGUAAUGAUGCUUCCUGUGGUAUUCUUAGUAUUGGAACGGUUAGAAUUAGGAUGUUUGAUGGUGUGGUUAGAACCAUCAAGGAUGCGAGGCAUGUUCCAUAUCAGAAAAAGAAUUUGAUUUCCUUGGGCUCUUUGGAUAGUAAUGGUUUCUCUUUUUCAGCUAUGGAUGGUGUGCUGAAAGCAGCUAGAGGUUAACUGGUAGUAAUGAGGGGUCAUUUGAGGAACAAUUAGUACACUUUGGUGGGUAGCACAGUGACAGGUGGAGCUGCAGCUAGUACCUCUUCAGAUACAGAUACAGAUGAUACUACUCUGUGGCAUAUAAGGUUGGGUCACAUGAGUGAGCAUGGUUUGUAGGAGCUGCACAGGCGAAACUUACUGAGAGGUAAUUCUUAUUGUCAGCUUAAGUUCUGUAGAUACAUUUUGUUUGGUACAUAGCACAGGGUGAGUUUCAGAACAAGAAAGCAUACUAGCAAGGAGGAGCUGGAGUACAUUCAUUCAGAUGUAUGGGGUCCAGUACAGGUACAGUCUCACAGUGGUGCUAUUCAUUUUGUCUCAUUUAUUGAUGACUUUUCUAGGAAAGUUUGGGUGUAUUUUCUGAAGCACAUGAGUGAGGUAUUUAGUAAGUUUAGGGAAUGGAAAGCUCAGAUAGAGAAGCAAACGAGGAAACAGGUGAAGUUUCUGAGAUCUUACAAUGGACUAGAGUACAAAAAUAGCCAGUUCAUUGACUUCUGUAAGGAAGAGGGGUUCACUAGGCACUAUACGAUUCCACAUGGGCCAUAGCAGAAUGGGGUGGCUGAAAGGAUGAACAGAACAUUACUAGAGAGGGUAAGGUGUAUGAGGAUUCACGCUAAUCUGCCUAAGUCGUUCUGGGCAGAAGCAGUGAGUAUGGCAUGCUACUUGGUAAACAAAUCUCCUUCUGUAGCUAUUAACGCAAAGAUUCCUAAGGAGGUAUGGACAGGUAAGCCAGUAGAUUACUCUGUGUUGAGAAUAUUUGGUUGUCCAUCGUAUGUGCAUGUGCAGGAAUAGGACAGAUCAAAGUUGGACUCAAAGUCCAAAUCGUGCGUAUUUCUUGGUUUCCAAGAAGGAGUGAAGGGAUACCGGUUCUGGGACCCUAUAACACGAAAGGUGGUCAUUAGCAAGGAUGUGGUCUUCAAUGAGGAAGCCAUGUUGAAGGAGAAUGCUGAUAAGAAUGUGGAGUUUGAUUCAGCAAAAGUACCUAUUCAGGUGGAGCUGGACAGUAUGCAGAAUUCAGGUAUGGGUAAUACUUAGACUACUGUUGUUGAUUCUGUUGCACAGGAUACAGUGAGAUAGGCUACAGUUCCUUAGGAAAUUCCUUAGACAGGUGAUAGACAUGAGCCUACAAGGCUAGCCAUCGGUAGAGAAGGAGGAAUGUUAAGCCUCCGGUCAGGUAUGGGUUUGAGGACUUAGUUGCAUUUGCUCUGAUUACUAGUAGUAGAGAUCCUUUUGAUUUUUAGGAAGCAGUUCAGAGUUCUGAACGAAAUAGUUGGCUUGGAGCCAUAGUUGAGGAGAUGGAAUCUCUUCAUAAGAAUGACACUUAGGUGUUGGUUCAGAAGCCCAAGGACAGGAAGUUGAUUGGUUGUAAGUGGGUUUCAGAAAGAAAGAACCUACUUCAGAAUGAGAAGGGAUAAAAUAGAAGGUCAAGUUAGUAGCAAAAGGAUACAAACAGGAAGAAGGUAUAGAUUAUAAUGAAAUCUUUUCUCCUGUUGUUAAGCGUGCUUCUAUUAGAUCCUUGUCAGCAUUGGUUGCCAUGCAUGAUUUAGAUCUAGAACAGAUGGAUGUAAAGACAACUUUCCUUCAUGGUGAGUUGGAGGAAGAUAUCUUUAUGGAGCAACCAGAGGGGUUUGUGGAACAAGCUAAAGAGCACCUGGUAUGUAAGUUGAAUAGGUCUCUUUAUGGUUUAAAGCAAUCUCCUAGGCAAUGGUAUAAAAGGUUUGAUUCUUAUAUGUUGAGGAUUGGGUAUGUUAGAAGCAGUUAUGACAGUUGUGUUUACUUUAGAUUGCUUAACAGUGGUGUAUAUGUGAUCCUUAUGCUAUAUGUGGAUGACAUGUUGAUUGUCUUUAGCAGUAUUGAUGACUUGAAUGUGUUGAAAGCUAGGUUACAAGAUGAGUUUGAGAUGAAGGAUCUUGGUGCAACUUAAAAGAUCCUUGGCAUGGAAAUCAGGAGCGACAGACAACAGAAGAAGUUGUGGUUGUCACAGGGUAAGUAUAUUGAGAAGGUGUUGGAAAGAUUUAACAUAGAUAAGGCUAAACUGGCAAGUACACCUCUAGCUGCUCAUUUUCAGUUGUCUGCUAAACUAUGUCCUUAUACUGAUGAGGAUAAGUUGGAUAUGACUAGUGUGCCUUAUGCUAGUGCAGUAGGGAGUUUGAUGUAUGCUAUGGUAUGUAGUAGACCAGACUUGUCAUAUGCAGUUAGUUUGGUAAGCAAAUAUAUGGCUAAUCCAGGUAGAAUGCAUUGGAAUUCAAUGAAAUGGGUUUUCAAAUAUUUGCAUGGCACUUCUGAUUAUGGUAUCCUGUUUAAAAGUACUAAUGAUUGUAAUGUUCAGGGUUAUGUGGACUCCAAUUAUGCAGGUGAUUUGGAUAAGAGGAGGUCUACUUCUGGCUUCAUUUUUACCAUGGCAGGUGAUUUCAUUAGUUGGAAGGCUAUGUUGCAACCUACUACAGUUUUGUCUACUACAAAAGCUGAAUACAUAGCUUUGGCAGAGGCAGGUAAGGAGACUUUAUGGUUAACUAGACUGAUUCAGGAACUUGGUGUUAUGCAGGAUAGGUUACACGUAUUCUGUUAUAGUCAGAGUGCGAUCCACUUGGCAAGGAAUCAUGUCUACCACUCUCGCACGAAGCAUAUUGACAUGCGGUACCAUGCAGUUAGAGGUUGGGUUGAAAGUGCAUAGAUCUGCAGACUAUGAUGAGUUCAAGAAGAGAGGGUGGAAAGCCUUUCAAUAUUGGUCCUAAUGCUAAUUUGUCACUUGGGGGGAAUUAUGUAUCUGAAAGCCCUACAGUUGAUCAGUUGAGUCGUGGUGUGGCAGAUGCUAACUUGGCCUCAUCUGAUGAUGGUGAGUGGGAGGUUUGUGCCAGGAAGUCCAAAAACAGAGCUGGAAGCAGUUCUGCAAAGGCUUGCAUUCCUCAGAAUUCAAAUUCCAAAGCAUGGGGACACCCGGAUGUAAUUCAGAAGCUAGGCAUGUGUAAUGAUGGUCCUGGAAAGGCAUCUGGCAAUACCUGGCCUACACAAUUUGCUGAUUCUAAGAGACCAGCUGGUAGAGGGGGUCUAAGGCCCCAGUCAUUUAAUAGAGGAUUUGAGAACAAUCAUGUGGCCCCACCAGCUGUUAUUCCUCCACCUAUGGUGGGAGGAUGGAAUUGGUCUUCUAGAGCUACUGCUGUGCAGCUGAAAGGGUCUGAAGAUGUAAGGGGCAAAGACGUUGAUGAUGGUGGCAGAGACGAUGAUAUUGAUGUUGGUGAUGACAAAGAUAAUGACAAAGAUAAUGACUCUGAUGCUAUUGAUGACAGUGAUGAUGAUUUCUUUAGUGAUGGCUUUGAUUCUGAUACAAGUCAAAAGAGCCAUGAGACACAAAAGAAGAAUAAAUGGUUCAAAAAAUUCUUUGAAAUCUUAGAUAAGUUAACUGUUGAUGAGAUCAAUGAACCAGCAAGGCAAUGGCAUUGUCCAGCAUGCCAUGGUGGUCCUGGUGCUAUUGACUGGUACCGAGGGCUGCAGCCCUUAAUUUCACAUGCGAAUACCAAAAGGACUAAAAGGGUGAAGCUCCACCGAGAAUUAGCAAAAAUUUUGAAUGAGGAGCUGAGUAGGAAGGGAACUUCAGUCUUACUUUCUGGAGAAACAUUUGGUAAAUGGAAAGGCUUAAAUCAGACAACAAUCAAAGAUUAUGAAAUUGUUUGGCCACCAAUGGUUGUUGUUAUGAACACGAAACUUGAAAAGGAUGAAAAUGACAAGUGGAUUGGCAUGGGAAAUCAGGAGCUUCUCGAUUACUUCAGCUCAUAUGCUGCUAUAAAAGCUCGACACUCAUAUGGUCCACAAGGACAUCGAGGGAUGAGUGUGUUGAUUUUUGAAGCAUCAGCGAUGGGUUACUUAGAAGCAGAGCGUCUGCAUAAGCAUUUUGAAGAGCAAGGAACAGAUAGGAAUGCUUGGGAUCGUUGUCGGGUCCUAUUCUAUCCGGGUGGGAAGCGGCAACUUUAUGGUUACAUGGCAGUGAAGGAAGACUUGACUAUCUUCAACCAGCAUUCCCAAGGCAAAUCCAAACUGAAAUUUGACAUGAAGUCCUACCAAGAAAUGGUUGUCAGUCAGAUGAAGCAAAUGAGUGAGGAUAAUCAGCAGCUUAUCUUGUUCAAGGACAAGGUUGUUAGAGAACAAAGGCGUUCAAAAGCCUUGGAGGAGUCUUUUGGUAUUGUGACCGAGAAGCUUCGCAAAACCAUAGAAGAAAAUCGUAUUGUGAGACAAAGAACCAAGAUGCAGCAUGAACAAAACAAAGAAGAGAUGGAUUUCCAAGAGCAAUUUUUCAAGGAUCAAAUCACAAUCAUUCACGAUGCUAGAGAUGCGAAGGAAGAUGAAUUUGAGAAGCUGCAACAGGAGGAGCGUGAGAAGGUGAAGCAGGCAAAUGCAAAUCCUUCUACCAUCAUGGAUAGCAUGGGCAGGUUGGAAGGAGUUGCGAGAUUCAUCCAGCUUCAAGAUAAGGAGAUGGAAGAAUUUGUCGCCGAGCGUGACAGAUUGAUAAAAAUUCAUGAAGACAAGAAGGUGGCAAUGAGGCGAAGGCAUUUGAAGGAACAACUUGAACUGGAAAAAGGGUUUGAUGCUGAUCUAACCCGGCUUAUGGAGAAGUACACCCCACAUCACUAGGAGGAAAAUGCCACAAAGUUUUGAGAGAGAGAGAGAGGAAAAUGCUGCCAACUUUUGAGCAAGAGUACUUUUUAACAGCACCUAUUGCCGCGUGAUUGCAAAUAAAUAAUUAGAGAAUUUACUUUUAAUCUCUUUGAAGUUAUAAAAAUGAGUAUAAAUCUGGAAUACUUUUA